AUGUGCAAAACUGCGGCUCAGAUUCAUACUCGCAACAAGGCAAGUCGCGAUCAUCAAGUUGUGUCCCUUGAGGAACUGGAAGCAAAUCCUCAGCUUGCUUCUGUUUCCCUCGUAUGCCAAAAACACAACGAUAAAUUCCGGUUUUUUGAUGAGAAAUGUGGUCAUGCAGUUUGUAGGGAAUGCGUUGCUCUUGAACACUUUGGUCACUUGUGUUUACCACUUGCUGAAGCUGCCUCAGGGUAUGGAAAGGAAGUGAAAGAUUUAAUAAAAAAGACUAACGUGGAAACUGAAUCAGCAGUUGAAUUUGAACUGGAAAUGGCUCGACUUGAAAAGGAGGUGGGAUACCUACUAGGCCUCCUUAAAAAGGUAAAGUUAAAAUAA
Messenger RNA from Porites lobata, 381 nucleotides. The record is from the annotation of a GenBank genome assembly. NCBI's taxonomy places the organism in Eukaryota, Metazoa, Cnidaria, Anthozoa, Scleractinia, Poritidae.